AUGUCCCUCCAGGUGCCCAUGGCACACCGCUCCAAGGAGCAGGGCGCGACCAAGGCCGUCAUCUUGGUCGGCGGCCCUUCGCGCGGCACGCGCUUCCGCCCCCUCUCGCUCGACGUCCCCAAGCCGCUGUUCGAGGUGGCCGGCCACCCCAUCAUCUGGCACUGCCUGUCGUCCGUCGCCCGCGUCCCCGUCAUUCAGGAGGUGUACAUCAUCGGCUACUACGACGAGUCCGUCUUCCGCGACUUCAUCAAGGACUCGGCCAAGGAGUUCCCCUCCAUCACCAUCCGCUACCUGCGAGAGUAUCAGGCCCUCGGCACCGCCGGCGGCCUGUACCACUUCCGCGACGCCAUCCUCAAGGGCCGGCCCGACCGCCUCUUCGUCCUCAACGCCGACGUCUGCUGCUCCUUCCCCCUCGCCGAGAUGCUCAAGCUUUCCGUUGAGCGCGACGCCGAGGCCGUCAUCCUCGGCACUCGCGUGAGCGACGACGCCGCCUCCAACUUUGGCUGCAUCGUCUCCGAUGCCCACACCCGCCGCGUCCUCCACUACGUCGAGAAGCCCGAGUCCCACAUCAGCAACCUCAUCAACUGCGGCGUCUACCUCUUCUCCACCGAGGCCAUCUUCCCCUCCAUUCGCUCCGCCAUCAAGCGCCGCCUCGACCGCCCCGCCCGACUUCUCUCGUACCCGUCCUCGGACAACCUCGAGACGUACAACAUGCCCGCCGCGGGCGCCGCUGAUGACGAUGACGAGGAGGAGCGCAAGAACGAGGUUAUCCGCCUCGAGCAGGACAUCCUCGGCGACAUGGCCGACAGCAAGCAGUUCUACGUCUACGAGACCAAGGACUUUUGGCGCCAGAUCAAGACGGCCGGGUCCGCUGUGCCCGCCAACGCGCUGUACCUGCAAAAGGCGUGGCAGUCGGAGAGCGACGAGCUGGCCAAGCCGAGCGCCAACAUCGUGCCUCCCGUCUUCAUCCAUCCGACGGCGCAGGUGCACCCGACGGCCAAGCUAGGCCCCAACGUCAGCAUCGGCCCGCGCGUGACCGUCGGCGCCGGCGCGCGCAUCAAGGAGAGCAUCGUGCUCGAGGACUCGGAGAUCAAGCACGACGCGUGCGUGCUCUACUCCAUCAUCGGCUGGGGCAGCCGCGUCGGCGCCUGGGCCCGCGUCGAGGGCACGCCCACGCCCGUCAACAGCCACUCGACCAGCAUCAUCAAGAACGGCGUCAAGGUCCAGAGCAUCACCAUCCUCGGCAAGGACUGCGGCGUUGGCGACGAGGUCCGCGUCCAGAACUGCGUCUGCCUGCCCUACAAGGAGCUGAAGCGGGACGUCGCCAACGAGGUCAUCAUGUAA
Purpureocillium lilacinum is the source of this 1344-nucleotide messenger RNA. RefSeq names its product proteasome subunit alpha type-2. Gene Ontology annotation, cellular component: cytoplasm. NCBI's taxonomy places the organism in Eukaryota, Fungi, Ascomycota, Sordariomycetes, Hypocreales, Ophiocordycipitaceae. Gene Ontology annotation, biological process: biosynthetic process. The record is from RefSeq and is a predicted model, not a curated record.